AUGCCCGAUCCAAUUUGGAGUCACUUUAUUCAACUAGGACGUGUAGCUGGAUUUAAACAGAAAAGAAGAGAGUGCAAAUAUUGGCAGCAACAAUUUAAUGAUGCCCUUAGAGCUGCACGUACACAUUUUCGAAACUGUAAAUUUAUCUUGCCAGAACAAAAAAAAAAUUAUUUUGGCGAUUCAUAUGAAGAUAAAAAUAAUAGUGAUAGUAACAUAUCACUAAAUACAUUUGAAAUAUCUACUCCGGUCAUAUCAAAUUCUGUGUUACCUUCAUCUA
Messenger RNA from Dentiscutata erythropus, 277 nucleotides. The record is from the annotation of a GenBank genome assembly. Lineage: Eukaryota; Fungi; Glomeromycota; Glomeromycetes; Diversisporales; Gigasporaceae.